UAUACUACAUUGCACCUUUGGCCUUAGCUUCCUUUAUCUUUUUAUCACUGCUGCUUGAACACAUUUACACAUCAUAUCACAAGCUCCAUCCCUUUGUAUUUUAUAUUCUUUUUCACCUUCAGUCUGUUGGGGUUUCAAUUCUUUGUAAAAAAUAAAUAAAUUAUACUGUAAUGAGUAUUUUAACAAGAGCCCCAAAGAAUUCUUGGCAGCCAGUGAAGACUGCUGAUACAACAAUUCAUAGUUACUGGCUUAAUUGGAGGUUCUUGCUAUGUUGCAUUUGGGUUUUAACAUCAAUGGUCUUUGCUGCAAUACUUAUAAUUAAGCAUGAAGGUCCUCGAAUUCGAAAAAAUGGAAACAGUGAAGGCCAGAAAACAGAGUCCCCUGGCUUAUUGUAUCAAGAUGAAGUUUGGAGGCCAUGUCUCAAAACUAUACACCCUGCUUGGCUUCUUGCUUUUAGAGUCUUUGCCUUUUUGAUUCUCCUGUUGUUGCUAAUCUUAAAUGUUACUGUUGAUGAAUGGGAGAUUUUUUACUAUUACACUCAGUGGACAUUCACGCUGAUUACUAUUUAUUUCGCGAUUGGAUCUGUUCUAUCAAUGUAUGGAUGUUAUAAGUAUCAUAAUAAAGUUGUUGGUAUUGAUGGAGCUGAUAUUGAGAGGUUAGAUAAUGAGUAUGGUUCAGAAAACUCAAUUGCUGUAAAACAUAUGGUGGAAAAUGCAGAAAAGUCUUCUCGCCAAAUUGCUGAGUUUUGGGAAUAUGUUUUUCAAAUAAUCUUUCAGAUGAAUGCAGGGGCUGUAACGCUUACCGACUGUGUCUUCUGGUUCAUACUUGUUCCAUAUUUGACAAUUAAAGGCUACAAGUUAAAUUUUUGGAUUAUAAAUAUGCAUUCAGUCAAUGUUAUAUUUCUACUUGGUGAUACUGCUCUGAAUUGCUUGCGAUUCCCUUGGUUUCGGAUUGGAUACUUCUUUGUGUGGACAGGAGUUUAUGUUAUUUUCCAGUGGGCUGUUCAUGCCUGCAUCUCAAUCUGGUGGCCAUAUCCAUUCCUUGAUCUAUCAUCUGCAGUUUCACCUUUGUGGUACUUGUUGGUGGCAUUUAUGCACAUACCAUGCUAUGGUGCAUUUGUUUUGGUAAUGAAGCUGAAACACCAUUUGCUCUCCAAGUGGUUUCCUCAGUCUUAUCAAUGUGCAAGAUGAUACAACAGCUUCCACGCCUCAGUCCCAACCAAGUAGGGAUCGGCUAUUUGAAUUUUCACUGUACAAGGUGAAAUAACGAAUUUUCAGCUUUCAAGACGGCUAUACUAGGGGAAAAUCAUUUCAUUUCUAUAUAUGACGGAGAAUAUGACAGCACCGCAUGUUUUGAACACCAACUUGGAUCUUUUGUUCUUUUUCCUGGAAGGAACGACGAAAUGAAAAAAAAAAAAACUUAUGUAGCAAAGUAACUGUGAAUCUUUAGAAGUUUAGAUAAGAAAAUAUAGAUUUGAACUUCUGGUUUGCUAGAUGUACAUCUUGGGGUAACUAUGGUUACAGAGAUUUGUUAUUCAUAUAACUUAAUGUUGAGCUC
Molecule: messenger RNA, 1557 nt
Organism: Solanum dulcamara
Lineage: Eukaryota; Viridiplantae; Streptophyta; Magnoliopsida; Solanales; Solanaceae
Exons: 8
Coding region: 171-1190 (339 amino acids)
Cellular component (GO): membrane
Source: RefSeq, a predicted model, not a curated record